AUUCAUGCCUUUGUACACAAGUUUAUGGACUUUUCAAUUUUACCUUUAAAUGGCCAUUAUCUUUGUAUAUCGUGUAUAAAAAUACCGACGUAUCCCCGGGGUAUACAACAGGGUAUAGUUUAAACGAUUUAUAAAACGUGAUAUGAGAGUUGUCGAAAUGAUUUAAGCUUAUCCAACCGUGGUAAAAAGAAACGAUCUUACAUAAGCUUAAAUUAGAACAACUUUCUUUUUUAAAUACAGGAUUCUUAUAUUGUGCAGAUCGGAUAGGUACAAUGGCUAAUUUCACACGGACAUUUAUUUUCCUUAUCCUGUUUAGUGCAGGCGCGCAGCUGCACAUAAUACUCGCAGAGAGGAGCGCUGCAGUAUAAAUAGAUAGAUAGAUAGAUAGAUAGAUAAUACCAGAUUUAUAUAACGCCCUUUUCACGAUAAACACGUUCAAAGGCGCUCUACAUAUAGCAACUGCAGCCACACAGGGUGCGAAAUCAUCCUCUACUAGUACAGACACAGAGCGAUCUGACCAGAGGGACAGACGGAGAUCAAGCACCCGGAACAGACGAAAUGAUUUAAGCUUAUCCAACCGUGGUAAAAAGAAACGAUCUUACAUAAGCUUAAAUUAGAACAAGUUUCUUUUUUAAAUACAGGAUUCUUAUAUUGUGCAGAUCGGAUAGGUACAAUGGCUAAUUUCACACGGACAUUUAUUUUCCUUAUCCUGUUUAGUGCAGGUGUUAAGGUCUUUGGGUCCCCUUGUUCAAGUGAAAAUCGUUCAACGAACAUGGCCGCUUGUUUGAAUGCAAUAAAGGACUCGAUGUUUGAUACCAGCUUAUUUUGGUUUGGGGACUCGUAUACUACAAGAUGUCCCAAUGGAAUGGCUAGUGGCAUGCUAUGUAUGAACUCCAAGCCAGAAGGAACAAGUUUAGCUACACGCACGUUCUCAAACACGUCGCUUGCCCAGAGCGUGGACAGAUUCUUGGAGCUGCACUACCGGUCUGACGGAAAGAAUUACACAGCCUGUGGAAACCAUUUUCUAACGAAUGAAACAUGGUCCAUGGAUAUAGAUCCUACUUCUGACGUCAUUGUGUAUCCGUGGUACGUGAGACACUUCCCAGAGAAUGUUGAUUGGGAUUACUCUGCAGGAGAUCUAUUUACCUUAAUGGUGUAUGAUGUAGCAUACCUGGUAUCGCAUGGAAUCUACGUUAAUAUUCAGGGAAACAAUAUGUCAACGGCUGAGGUAAUAAAAGCAUACCACGGACCUCUAGUAUCUACAGACCUCCAUAUUCCAUACAUAUUUAUGUUAUUCAAACAAAAUGGGCGUGUCACUGUCUCCCAAGAAUGGAAGGAUAAGGUUCAUACCCAAAACUGGGGAGUAAUGUGGACCGUGGAAGAGUUCAUUGGUGCUGUAAAUAUUCAUGAUAUGGUGGCCAUUAACUGGAUCGUAGCCACGGGAGACGCGUGGGCUGCAGAAACCAUGAUGAGCCUACGGGUAACAGUCACGUGCCCAGCAUACGUCACAAAAGCUCUGCAUGAAAAGCCAAGACCAUUUAUACCACAAAACGCUUCUCUGUCUGUGUGGAUGGACUUAGAGUUCAUGUCAGAAGGAGGCAACUUUACUGUAUGCUGUAAAGAUUACACUUAUGAGCCCCGCAACUUCAAACUGAAUCCUAUUGGUAACCCUAUAUUUAAUACGUACGAAGUUCGAACAGGGACACCAUACAAGCUGUCAAUGAUGAAGAUGGGCAUAUAUGCUCAGGCAACUGACUUCACAGGAGACAUGUACACUUUGAUUACACUAGAUCCUGAUGUCCCAUAUCCAUCGUUUGCUACGGAGGAAAGACCUCUCCUUCAUGGCAUGGUAGUUAAUAUCAUGAAUGGCAAUAUAUCAACUGGUGAUGUAGGACUUGCGUAUCAAGGACCAGCUCCACCGGACAAUAAACCACACUACUACUACUUCCUGUUGUACAAGCAACAAGCCAAGUUAAACGUGACAAACAUGAUGAACUAUGUGGGCGAAAAUUGUGGAAACAGGUGUUUGUACAAUAUAAAUGAAGCAGUAGCGGAAAACAACCUUGAACUGGUGGGUGCAACCUGGCUGCGAGCAACCACAGACGAAUAUGUUAUUUAUAGAAAUAUUCAGAAAGGUGACAACGAGGAUCAGCAGUGUCAAGGUCAGGAAGGAUACACGAACCCGUGCCCAGUUCGAAAAGAAGCUUGUUCGGCUGAUAAUCGGCGCAGGGACAUGCAGACAUGUCUUGAUGGCAUUGAGCAAAUUUUCUAUGAUACUAAUCAGUUUUGGUUUGGUGAGGACUAUUUCAAGCACUGUCCGAAUGGACUGGGCAGUGGACCACAGUGCCAAAACUUCAACCCAGCAGGGACCAGCAUAGCAACCAGAGUAUUUACAAGUUUGGAUGCUUUGAGCAGAAUAUCAAUAGACAGAUUUUUGACUUUGCAUUUUGAGUCAGCUGGAAAGGACUAUACAGCCUGUGGAAAUGAAUUCAAAACAACAGAGGUAUGGAGGAUGGACACGAACCCCACUUCUGACACAAUUGUCUAUCCCUGGUACGUGAAAAAUUUCCCGGUCGAGGUUAGCUGGGAUUAUAAUGCGGGAGAUUAUUACACGCUGAUGGUGUAUGACGUAGGAUAUCUGGUGUCACAUGGCGUCUAUACAAACAUCCAGGGAGAUGAUAUGACCACUGCAGAGGAUAUAAAACCCUAUCAUGGACCAUUAAUUACACAUGAUCUACAUAACCCGUACGUAUUCAUGCUGUUCAAACAAAAUGACCGUAUAAACGUCUCCGAAGCUUGGAAAAACAAAAUAAAUAGUCAGGAUUGGACCGUCAGAUGGACCGUUGAAGCGUUUGCAAAUGAUUACAAUCUAACAGGACCAGUGGCUAUAAACUGGAUCGUUGCUACGGGAGAUGAAUGGGCUGCUGAAACAAUGAUGUCACGACGGGUACUUGCAAUGUGUCCUGUAUUCGUUACACGAGCAAUGCACGAGAAACCAAGACCUUUUAUUCCUGAAGAUACAUCUUUAACAGUUUGGGUAAACGUCGAAUUUAUGACUGAGGACCAUGAAUAUACAGUCUGUUGCAAAAAUUUUGAUUACAGAGCCCGUAACUUUAGUCUGAACCCGAUUGGUAAUCCAGUUUACAAAUCAUGGGAGGUCCGGACAGAAACCAAACAGUCAGUGUCAUUUAUGAAGCUCGGAUCUUAUACCCAGGCUAAAAACUUUACCGGUGAUUGGUAUACCAUGAUAACGUUGGAUCCAGAUGUUCCGUCCAGUAUAGCUGGCACAGAAGAGCGCCCUCUCCUUCAUGGACUGAUUACAAAUAUCAUGGACGGAAAUGUAAGCACUGGUCAUGUUGGCAGGGCAUAUUCAGGUCCAACACCUCCGGACUAUAAGCCACAUUACUAUUACACCCUUUUAUACAAACAAAGAUCGACAUUGAAUGCGACAGAAAUGUUAAACUACGCAGACAGUUCUUGUUCAGGUGGAUUAAUCGGAAGGUCAGUUGUUUCUGAUACUGUUUAA
Molecule: messenger RNA, 3526 nt
Organism: Mercenaria mercenaria
Lineage: Eukaryota; Metazoa; Mollusca; Bivalvia; Venerida; Veneridae
Exons: 19
Coding region: 674-3526 (950 amino acids)
Source: RefSeq, a predicted model, not a curated record